AUGGAUGGAAUUAAUAUUACUAACUUGAGUGACCGUGAUUCAGUGGAUAGGCACUUGAGGUCAGACGAUCAAAAUUUGAGAAAUCCGCCAAAUUAUAAUGUCAAUAGGGAUGAUCCUAUAGAAUGGAUUAAAACAAGAAUUCAUCAGGUUGUUGUGCUUAAAGACGAAGUGAAUAAUUCAACGGAAACUGAAGAGAUUUGUGCCAUAUGUCACUCGGAAUUUGAGCAGGAAGAGACCAUUGGGACUCUACGAUGCGGACAUGAAUAUCAUGUAGGUUGCAUCAAACAAUGGUUGCUAAGGAAAAAAGAUUGUCCCAUGUGCCGAGCUUCAGUUUUGCCCUUCACAUCAACAAAGAUAACUAUAGAAAUGCAUAGAAUUUAG
Molecule: messenger RNA, 381 nt
Organism: Solanum tuberosum (potato)
Lineage: Eukaryota; Viridiplantae; Streptophyta; Magnoliopsida; Solanales; Solanaceae
Product: RING-H2 finger protein ATL5-like
Exons: 1
Coding region: 1-381 (126 amino acids)
Cellular component (GO): nucleus
Molecular function (GO): ubiquitin protein ligase activity
Source: RefSeq, a predicted model, not a curated record